GUCGAACCUACCCACUUUGUGUUUCCACGUAUCAUCACCGUAAUCCGUAAUGGUGUGAAGCCACGAAGAGUUGUUCGCCAUCUCUUGAAUAAGAAGACGGCAAGAUCGUUCGAUCAGGUCAUGACGGAUCUCACGUGUGUGGUUAAGCUUGAUAGUGGUGCUAUCCGGAAACUGUUCGCUUUAGGGGGCAGUGCGGUGCUCACAUUGCAAGACUUUUUUCGAGAAGACGAUGUUUUCAUAGCAUAUGGUAACGAAAGGGCCAGCGCCGACGACUUUUACGUUGAGGAGUAUAAACGCCUCUAUUCUGGUGGAGUACGUCGUGGUGGUCGACGAGGUGUGACCUCUCGUCCACGAGUGAUGCCAGCUCGAAAUGAAAGUCUGCGGGAUGAUCGCUGUGGUAGUGUGGUGCCAGAUGAGUUAGCACGCAAUCUCCCUGCUGAACUGGAUGAGAGAUUCACUGUGUUACGAUUGCUCGGUGAUGGCAACACCGCGCUUGUGUACGAGGUCAUGGAUCGACGGACGCAAGAACAUGGCGCGUUGAAAGUGAUUGCGCGUGACUCGGCCGUUGGAAAGAUUGCGCUGAUUGAAAGCGAACUGGCCAUCAUGAAACGGAUCGAACACCCAUUCAUUGUGCAAAUGUUUGACAACUGGACAAUUGACGGCGCUUAUUACCUGUCACUGGAACUGGUUGAGGGCGACCUGUUUGAACAUCUCUGCGUUGUAAGGCGGAUAAGCGAACGUCAAGCUGCCCGUCUGACCAAGGGCUUAGCACAAGCGUUGACGUAUCUUCACGACAAUUCUAUAGUUCAUCGAGAUGUGAAACCAGAAAAUUUAUUGCUCUAUACUGCUCCACAUGGUGAGUUCGAGUUGAAACUUGCUGACUUUGGCUUGGCCACUGAGUUACCUGAAGAUGGAGGAAAACUGACGGUAAUUUGCGGUACGCCAACAUAUGUAGCGUCGGAGGUCAUUCUGGAAACGGGUUACGAUGAAAAGGUGGACAUUUGGGCGACAGGAGUGAUUCUAUACGUGAUGCUGUGUGGAUUCCCACCAUUUCAAAGAACCUUACUUGAUUGA
Messenger RNA from Ostertagia ostertagi, 1074 nucleotides. NCBI's taxonomy places the organism in Eukaryota, Metazoa, Nematoda, Chromadorea, Rhabditida, Trichostrongylidae. The record is from the annotation of a GenBank genome assembly.